UACCAGCCAGUGACGUCAGCGCGGUUCCCAGCCCUCCACUGGGAGGGCACGCCAAAGUCUCGAGUCCCAGCCUCCUGGCACCACUCUCAGGCCGUGAGACCUGUCUGUCCUGGGGAGCGGUUGACUCCGGCCCCCGUUAGCCCCCAGGCUGCGCGGUCCCUCCACCCCACUGUGUGUCCACAUUCCCUGGCCUCUAAAGUAGAAAUGAUCCAACCACCCCUGGGGUUACGGAGAGCCAGAGGGGGUGUGCAUGGGGGCACCGAGAAUUUAGAAGACGCUGAGUAAACGCUGGCUGGGAUUCUGUGACUAGUGAGAACAGACAGGUGAAUGUGCACCGAGUCCCCAAAGUGCCAGGCACGUUCCCACAUCCCCUGCACCGUUUCUGUCCCAGGCAGGAUGGUACAGUGUUGAGAGAGUAGACUCUGGAGCCAGGUGGCCUGGCUUCAAGCCCGCACCCCGCCACUUGCCUGCCACGGGACCGUGUGUGAGUUACCAGACUUCUUGGUGCCUCGAGGUCCUCACCUGUGAGAUGGGGGUGAUGAUCACCACUGCACAGGGCGGCCGUGGGGGUUCAGCGAGUUAAAUGUGUAUGACGUCCCAGUCAGGCCACCUGGCACAUGUGUGGUGAUGGUCAACCCUUUAGUGGGUUCCAGUGUUCUUGCCCUGGAGGUGUGAGCUGAGUGAGUUGCCCCAGGUCUUAGCUGGUUCAGGCAGACUUGAGGUCCCAUGUCUCCCAGGUGCUCCCAUAGCCCUGCCCUUGGGGACAGAGCCCAAGCCUAUUUCCUCUCCCCAGCCACCUGCCGGGCCCCCAGGAUGUUCUUGGUUGCUGGCCAGGUGGACAUCACCAGGAGAAGACCAGCCAGUUCGUGCUGUGGCCUCCUGGUGUCAUCUGGGGAGAACAUGUCCAGGCCCCCUGAGUGCCUGCUGCGGCUGCGCCGGGGAGCCCCGAGGCAGCGCAUCUGCACCCUGUUCAUCAUCAGCUUCAAGUUCACGUUUUUCGUCUCCAUCAUGAUCUACUGGCACAUUGCGGGAGAGCCCAGGGGCCAAAGAGAGUUCUCUAACUUGCCUGCCGACGUCCCCUGCCCCCGACUGGGGUCCCCUACGCUGCUUUCCAGCACCCCGCCUCCAGGCAACAUCUUCUUCCUGGAGACAUCAGACCGGACCAACCCCAACUUCCUAUUCAUGUGCUCGGUGGAGUCGGCCGCCAGGGCCCACCCGGAGUCCCGGGUGGUGGUCCUGAUGAAGGGGCUGCCCGGCGGGAACGCCUCCCUGCCUCGGCACCUGGGCCUCUCGCUCCUGGGCUGCUUCCCCAACGUCCACCUGCUCCCGCUUGACCUGGACGAGCUGUUCCGGGACACGCCACUGGCGGCCUGGUACGCGGCCCGGCAGCGCCGCUGGGAGCCCUACCUGCUGCCCGUGCUCUCCGACGCCUCCCGGAUCGCGCUCCUGUGGAAGUUUGGUGGCAUCUACCUGGACACGGACUUCAUCGUCCUCAAGAACCUGCAGAAUCUGACCAACACGCUGGGCACUCAGUCCCGCUAUGUCCUCAACGGUGCCUUCCUGGCCUUCGAGCGCCACCACGAGUUCAUGGCGCUGUGCAUGCACGACUUCGUGGCCCACUACAACGGCUGGAUCUGGGGCCACCAGGGCCCGCAGCUGCUCACGCGGGUCUUCAAGAAGUGGUGCUCCAUCCGCAGCCUGGACGAGAGUCACGCCUGCCGCGGCGUCACCGCCCUGCCCUGCGAGGCCUUCUACCCUAUCCCCUGGCAGGACUGGAAGAAGUACUUCCAGGAGGUCAGCCCCGAGGAGCUGCACCGGCUGCUCAAGGCCACCUACGCUGUCCACGUGUGGAACAAGAAGAGCCAGGGCACGCGCCUUGAAGCCACGUCCCGGGCGCUGCUGGCCCAGCUCCAUGCCCGCUACUGCCCCACGACGCAUGAGGCCAUGAAGAUGUACUUGUGAGGGGCCCGCUGGGCCACCCUCCCUGCACCACCAGGCGCCCUGACGGAGAAGGGCUCCUGGCCACCUUUCCUGGUGGGGGCGAGACGGGAGGGCCCGGGAGAGGGAGGCUGGAGUUGCCGCAGCCUAGGAUUCGGGCAGGCUCGGGGGAGGGUGGGGAGCUGUUGGUCCCAGAGGUGUGCCUGGAGGAUGCGCUGCAGGCCCCCGGAUCCGCUCCCUUCAGGGUGAGGCUGGUGGGACACCCCCGGGCCAGUGUGCUUUCUCAGGGUGAAGGCAACAAGUGGGGGGGUUGGGGGGCCCCAGCCAGAAUCGGCUGGAGUAAGCCAGGGGAGCCUCUGGGUCUUCUGGACAACACACCAGAGCCGUGCACGUCAAAGCGGCUUCCGGGAUGUCACAGGGAGGCCAGGCUGGUGGGGGCCCGAGGUGCCCACAAAGAGAACAUGGAUGGAGAAGCCCCAGAACAGGGGUAGGAAGGAGAGGGGAGCUCCUGAGGAAAGGGGGGAGGCAGCAGGGGUGCACACCCAGCCUCGUGAGCCUGGGUUGGGGGGGCAGAGUGCUUUGCUCUUCUCUGCCUUUGGUUUCUUCUUCGGAGGAGCCGGCCUGGGGAGCCCUUUGGGGGAGGCUUGCCUGCUCACCCCAUUCUCUCUCCUUUCCAGAGAUGUUGCAGGGGUGCCAUGCGCCAGCCGGCCACUCCAGGGCAUGGCAGCAUGGAGUUCUUUUGGCUCAGGAAAAGCAUUUUAAGAAAACCACCCCCCACGCUGCCCACAAUAAACACGGGAUAAUAAACAUAAUAAAAACAA
Molecule: messenger RNA, 2759 nt
Organism: Callorhinus ursinus (northern fur seal)
Lineage: Eukaryota; Metazoa; Chordata; Mammalia; Carnivora; Otariidae
Source: RefSeq, a predicted model, not a curated record